Chara braunii is the source of this 1309-nucleotide messenger RNA. NCBI's taxonomy places the organism in Eukaryota, Viridiplantae, Streptophyta, Charophyceae, Charales, Characeae. The record is from the annotation of a GenBank genome assembly.
UGAGAAUGUCGAACCCGAGGAUCGGGUUGAGUGGAGGACCGACGACCAUCAACGUGAUGGGCGUGGUUGUGACGAGAGGAGCCUGGAUUCGUAUGGUGAGCCACUGGUGGUUUGUUUUGGGUGCAAGGCGGUAGGCCAUUACCGUAGCGAUUGCUGGAGGUUGUGGACGAACCCAACUAUGAGAAGACAAAUGGAGGCGGACGGAUACGUAUGCCCCCCAGAGUACCAGCGUCGUGGGCAGUCGAGCUCUCCUCACCCCAACCGCGGGACUAGCCUGAAACGGUCCCCAUCUGAAGAACCUGCGACAAAGAACCGGACAGAAGGUUUGGAGAAGACAGUGGAAGCCAUGAAGGCGUUCGUGGAUACCGAGAUGGCCCGACGCGCUGAGAAGGAGAAGAAGAAACGGGAGAAGGUUGAAAGGAAACAACGUGAGGAGGAAGAGCGAGCGGCGAUUGAAACGGCAAAUCGAGCGGAGGAACUUAAUCAACAACGACGACUUGAGAAGAUUCGCAAACAAGAGAAGGAACGCGAAGCAUUGGCGAAGGUUGUUGAAGUAUCUGUCGGAAUACGACUUGGCAGCGUUGACGACCGUCUCAAAAACAUUGUUCGGGAGGUCCUAUCGGAGAGCCAGCUCUUAGCCAGAGGUAAAGGGAAGGCACCCGAAGCUAUUGCAUCCACAUCUGGAACGGCCAAGGAGAGUGAAUUGGAGGCAAUUACCAAAAGUAUUGAAGGUCUCCAGAUAUUGGAGAAACACAAACACGUUGAAGAUACGACGACGGGGAACAACCCCCCUGUUACGACCCCAACCAAGCGAGUCACCCGUAGAACGAGUAUGAGACCUCUACGCCUUGCUGAGAAGCUGCGCAGACGACCAAUAUUGAAGAAGUCGAGCACCCUACGCCUCAACCGUCGAGCAAUGACCGCGGUGAAGACUACUAGUGAAAACAAGACGGUCGAACGCAUGCAGUUCUUGGAAGCCACGCGCAAGGAUUUAAUCCCGAUUCAUCAUGACGAAAUCCGCAAGAUUUAUAACAAAGAGGGAAUCCCGUAUAAGACCAAGGUACAAACCAUCUUUGAUCUGGUGGAUCGUCGUGCUGAACUGAAGUUUGGAUCUGAACAGCGAGGAACCGGUAUCAUUAUCCUGAAUUCCGAAUCAGGUGACGUGUCUAACGAUGAAGACGAUGAGAGUUACACAUGAAAUAAUUUAACCGUUGACCAGUGGUGUCGUAUUUGCGAAAUCGUGGUUGAAUUCCGUAGGGGACUGACAAGGGUAGAUAACACAGUAGAGACGGUGUAUCAGUUAUUGGUC